Messenger RNA from Acanthopagrus latus (yellowfin seabream), 859 nucleotides. Its product is annotated as transcription factor 7-like. Gene Ontology annotation, biological process: canonical Wnt signaling pathway; regulation of transcription by RNA polymerase II. Gene Ontology annotation, molecular function: RNA polymerase II cis-regulatory region sequence-specific DNA binding; DNA-binding transcription factor activity, RNA polymerase II-specific. The transcript has 8 exons. NCBI's taxonomy places the organism in Eukaryota, Metazoa, Chordata, Actinopteri, Spariformes, Sparidae. Bases 1 to 606 code for a protein of 201 amino acids. The record is from RefSeq and is a predicted model, not a curated record. Gene Ontology annotation, cellular component: beta-catenin-TCF complex.
AUGGAGCAGAUGAACAUCAGAGAGGAGAUGAGUCAGAGCUCCGGAGCUUCCUGUGGUAAACCUCAGGUGUUCGACUGGUGUCCAGCUCAGCUGCAGCACCUGGAUGUGACCAGCAGGGGGCGACACACUCCGACUGCUGCUGCUUCGUCCGUCCAUCCUCUCCUCCCUCUGCUCCUCUACAGCGACACACACUUCCCCCUGUCAUCCCCCUACAGCCAGCCAAUCAGGGCGCCCGCUGCUGGACGGGACCACGCCCCCUCCGAGACACACCCAUGUUACCACGGCAACGGUGUCACCAGCGGCCGGCAGCAGGUGAAGAAGCCUCUGAACGCUUUCAUGCUCUACAUGAAGGAGACGAGACACAAAGUGCUGCAGGAGGGACGAGAGAGGGAGAGCGCCGCCAUCAACCGCAUCCUGGGACGCAGGUGGCACGCUCUGUCGCACUCAGAACAGUCCAAAUACUACGAGCUGGCCCAGAAGGAGAGGCUGCUUCACAUGCAGCUCUACCCCGGCUGGUCCGCCAGGGACAACUACGGGAAGAGGAAGAGGAAGAGGAGCCAGCAGCACACAGGAAGUAGCCCCAGCUGGACUCUGAGUGCUGCAUGAGAGCCCUGAAGAGACAACAUUACACACACACACACACACACACACACACACACACACACACACACACACACACACACACAGUGAUGAAACUGUAGUUUGGUGUAAAUCUUUCUUUCUUGUUUCACUUUUGUAUUAAAUUAAUAUUUUUUUGUGUCCAACUCAUUAGGAGACGUUGUGGAAAACAUGUUUGUUGCUCAUUAAAGAAAAAUGUAUAUUUCUGUGUGUUAAAUGUGAAUAAAAGAAGACAAACCGG